AUGGUCUUCUGCGCAUACUGUGGGAAGUCCUUCACCAGGAAGGAACACUUGGAAAGACACAUCCCCAGCCAUACCAACGUCAAACCUCAUCGCUGCAGUGCUUGCCAGCUUUCCUUCGCACGACGCGAUCUACUCCAGAGACAUCACUCGACAUACCAUGAGGCACGAGACCCUAUGGAGCCGUUGCCCGGUGGUGUACCUACAGUGGCAGGCCGAACACCCAUCGCUUGCCAGAACUGUGCCAACGCAAAGACGGGUUGUGACAAGAGGGUGCCCUGUUCGCGGUGCGCCGAGAAGAACCUGCCUUGCGCCGCAAGGUUCGCGCGGCGGUCAUCCAAAGCAGCCGUCAGGGCUGCGCAGGCCAGCGCUGCUUUUCAACAACAGAUGAUGCCCACUGUCCCCCAGCCUCCUCAAGCCGCCCAGCCCGUUGCCUUCAUGGACCUAGACCCGUCCAUGCCCAAGCAGGACUCCCCGGGCAAGAUUCCCUCUGGAUCUCCCAUGACAACCAUGGAUCCUCGCAUGAUGGAAGGGCCCAUGAAGAAGAGCUCCCCGACCCAGUCACAUCGCAGCUCCGACGACUUCCCGUCACCCCACAGUCGGGUUGAUGGGCUCGAUGAGUUCAUGCUGAACAACGACUUCAUCACGCCCGACACCAACUACCAGGAUAUGAUGGUCUGGCCCGAUUACCCCAUCGAGCUCGACAUGUACUCCGGCCAGCUGCCCAUUUCGCGCCCGGAUAUGUCGAUACCGAGUUUCCCGGAGCUGAGCGAUAUGUCGUCGAGCUCGGCAUCGGAGGCCAUGACGGCCUCGUCGUCGCGGGGAUCCAUCCACACCAGAAGCACCAGCAUCAUGUCCACGGCCGACUUUGACACCACGAUGAAGCCGGCAGAGCCUGCCCUGGGCAUGCUGAGCGAGGCGACGAUCCCAGAAUUUGAAGUCGUCAUCGCGGCCGAGGAUUCGUGGCCGCUCGCCCGUUGCAACCCGCCCAUCUACUCGGGCACUUGUCCGAGAACGGCCAUCGUCCAUUUGGAAUGCCUGGAAAGGAAGUCCAAAGAGGACGGCACGUGGAGCUCGCUGGAGAAGUACCUUGAAAAUGUCGACUGGGACACCACGGAUGCUUCCGUCGUCCCCCUUACGUCGCGCACCCGCGACCGGAUGCUGGCCAUCACGCAGUCGUUUCUCCAGAAGGCGCUCGACAUCCACCGCAGCGGCUUGAACAACGGGUACUCCAAGACGGGAUAUGCCACGCCCAGCGAGUUCAACUUCAUCGUCCUCCCUCCCACCAAGAUCCUCGAAUACUUCCUCCGUAGCUACGUCCGCAGCCUGCAGUACUACUACCCUCUCAUCGUCGCCGGUUGUGUCGACCCCAACGAGAUGCUACUCAACAAUCAGGCCUCGACGCUGUUACUCCUGUUGAUGAUCGCCCAGGGCGCCUCCGCCGUGCCGAUGGCCGAAGCUCGCUACCUAGCCGCCGGCCUGACAGAGACAUGUCGCAUCUCGCUCUUCGACAUUAUCGAGAAGGACGUCGAGCUGUCGGCCGACCCCGUAGCCUUGAGAUGCGCGUUGCUUUUCACGCUGCAAGGUGCCUGGAGCGGUGACAAGUGGUUGAUGGACAUCGCCAUGGGCCAGAGGGGGAUGUACUUAUCGAUGCUGAAACACGCCGGCAUGUUGGAGCCCCAACCGUCCAUGAUUCCGACCCUGAAUAGCACAACAAGCACCGAGCUGCAAUGGCGCGCAUGGCUUCAUCGCGAGAUGCAGAACAGGCUCGUCUACAACUGGGUUAUGUGCGACCAGGAGCUCAGCCUGUUCCACGACACGCCGCCUCAGCUGGCCAUCACCGAUCUCCAAUGCCCUCUCCCCAGUCCCGAGGCCCUUUGGCUCGCGUCUAACUCGGAGCAAUGGUUUGCCAACGCCCAGGGCCUAUAUGGCUGCACUGCGAAUGUCAACCCGCAACUCCUAUCGAGCCCUUCUCUUACCCCCUCACUCUGCGAGCUCUUCCAGGAUUUUCUCCACGACAACCUUUCCCGUCGCCAGGCCGGCCUCUCGCCCCAGCAGCUUCGUCUCCUCCUUCACCCUCUUCAGUCUCUGCUAUGCCAUCUGCGACAGAUGCUCUCAUGCUUUUCCGAUGUGCUCUCCACCAGACGGGCAACAUCAAGGACCAUCACCAAGUCGAGCACCAUGCUCCGCCUCGAGGAAGUCCAGGCGCUUCUCCAGAAGUGGUACGAGCUGACCAUGUCAUUCCACAAGAGCAACCCUAACUGCACCACCACGCGCUGCAACCUGGUCCUCUACCACCUCAUCUCCCUCAACGCCGUCACCAACUUCCCCGAGAUCGAGCGCCUCGCCCGUCGCGACGGCUUCGACGGCUCUUACUGGGAGCUAAGCUUGCGCCACAAGCGCUGCAUCUACAACCGCGAGGAGGCCAUCUUCCACUCCGGCCAGGUCAUGCGCCUCUUGCGGUCCAUGCCUGCCGACCGCCGCCCAUGCUGGUGGCCUGCCGGUGUCUACCGCGCCACUCUCAUCCUCUGGGCCGACAGUGUCGCGCGUCUCGAUCCCAACUUCCAAAAGACCCAGGCGCAACAACAGCAACAACAACAACAGCAGCAGUCAUCGUCGCCUACGUCCCAACACCAGAGCGCCAGCCCCGAACACCUCAGCGGCGCAGGUACCUCCAACGCGGCCACGAGCGGGCAGCUCGGCAGCGGCAGCAUCGUUGCCAUCGAUCAGGUCACGCCGGAGGAUCCCGCCCUCAUUUCGUACCUGUGGAGCGGAGGCGACGGCAUCGCCCUCCUCACCCGCCGCGACGGCACCACGCUGGGCCUGGAUAAGCCCGUCGAGGUCAUUAAUUACGGCGUAAUGGCCAUCGAGGAGGGUGUCACCUGCCGUAUCGGCGAUGGCAUCAGACGCAAGCUCAUCACCCUCAACAACAACUGGAACGUUGACAGCCUGGCCACUACGGCAGCCGCAUGA
This is a messenger RNA of Colletotrichum higginsianum IMI 349063, 2970 nucleotides long. Its product is annotated as CMR1 protein. Lineage: Eukaryota; Fungi; Ascomycota; Sordariomycetes; Glomerellales; Glomerellaceae. The transcript is spliced from 4 exons. Gene Ontology annotation, biological process: DNA-templated transcription; regulation of DNA-templated transcription. Bases 1 to 2970 code for a protein of 989 amino acids. The record is from RefSeq and is a predicted model, not a curated record. Gene Ontology annotation, molecular function: DNA binding; DNA-binding transcription factor activity, RNA polymerase II-specific; zinc ion binding.